UUCAUGUAUUUAUUUUUGUGAACAAAGUUUUUCAGGGUUUGCAUAAAAAUCCCCCAAGAUAGGAAAAGAAGUGAUGCGAGGCCAUACCUCACAAAGAGUGAUGGUCAUUCAUGGGCAGAUGAACACACUAAUGAACCAAAGAAGCCCCAUCCAUUUCAUCAAAAAGAUUCAUUUCUGGCUGGGUGUGGUGGCUCACGCCUGUAAUCCCAGUACUUUGGGAGGCUGAGGUGGGUGGACUGCUUGAGCCCAGGAGUUCAAGACCAUCCUGGGCAACGUAGUGGACCACCAUCUCUGAAAAAAAAAAGAAAAAGAAAAAAGAAGUACACUUCCAGAUAAAAUUUUGCUUUUUAUAUGUAAUUUUAAAAAACUGUAACAUACUAUUUCCAUCAUUUGUGUGCUCAUAAUAGUUGUGUUAACUCAAUUCAGAAAAAAAAUCAGAGCAAUUAAAUUCUUAUGGUUUAAUACUCUUGACGGUAGAGUCAAUUACCAUUAUCUGUGGUAUUAUGUUCUAGAAAGUUACCUUGAUCACUGAAUUACUGACACAUGCAACAUUGCUCCUAGGAGGAAUAGAGGGUUAGGAUCCUUUAAGAGUCUGGCCAUAACAUUUUGCCAACCAAUCAAUACAUAACCUGUUUUACGUGUAUUUUUGAAGAUAGCUUUUUAAAUAUGUUUCUUACAAUUCAUUAAUUAUAUGCAGUAUUUCUUUAUAAUGAAACACUGUGUUUCCGUUACAGCAUUGUGAACUCCUCUGAUGGUACCAGUUCAAUUCUCAGUCAUAAGUACAUACAGGCACAGAGUACACAUAUAGAGUACUCACAUAAAAGAGUAUUGUGAACAUACUUCAUACUGUGUAGUACAGUAAUCACAAACACAGUCUUGAAGAAAGCAUUAAGAGUGAGUAUUUAAAGUUUUAUAAACACAUUACUUAAGACCUUACUGUGGAUGGAGCUGCAGGGUGUGUGAUGGUCAGUGCUCUGUGGUUUACCCUACCUAUCUUAGCUUGCCCCGUGAAAAUCAGAGGCUGAUGGAACUUACUCUGCACAAGAGGAAGAUGUCAGUAAGUGCAGCACAUUGUGAUUUGGCAGAGCUACCUUAGGAGUUUGUCUUUUGCAACUUGUUGAUUGUGUUGGCAACUCUCUCUCAAACUGGCUAGAAAAAUUGGUUCGGCCUUGUCUGCCUGGCUUUUUGCCUCAAAUCUUUAAGCGAUAAAUGCAGUGGAAGUGAGGUGCUAAAAUGCGAGGCUGUGUUCAAGCACAGGGUCACAUUCUUCCAUGUCGUUGAAAAUUUUUUCCAAGGCAGAAUUCCAUUUGGGUAUUUUAGCCACUGUGACAGGGAAUCUUGGUGACUUUCAUUGCUGACUUUGCUGCCAUGUUUUGCCAUCUCAUCCCCAUCUUUGUGGUUUCUACUGCCUUCGCUAACAAAAUUUCCUCCAUCUCUUCUUCCUUCACGUCGCUGAAACCUUCUCCACUUAUUUACCGUGCAAUAUGCAUCAUGUUUUUGACAUUUAAAAAAAUAUUUUCUGUAACCCCGUCAAAGCCUUGAAGUUUUCACAGUCUGGCAAAACGUUUUUCCAGCAGUUAUUGAUAAUAGCCUGCUUGAUGCUGUCCCAGGCUGUGCCAACAUAAUCAAUAACAAUCCAUAUAGUGAGUGAUUUCCAGUAGUCUAUCAUGGUGGCUUCCUCGUUGGUGUCAAGAACCUCACAAGCUUUACAUAGAGUUCCCUCGUGUAGUGUGCCUUGAAAGUUGUAUGUCCUGAAUGAGGGGCUAGAUGCAAGAUGUCGUAUUGGGGGCAUGAAAAAAACUCCUAUGUUGGGGUAAGCAUUUUCACGUUCUUCGUGGCAAUGAACUGCGGCAUUCAUUAUCCAAAAUUAGUAAGACCCAGAAAGCAAGGUUUUUGCCCUGGAGAUACUGUUCAACUUCUGGAAUGAAGCAGUGGUGGAACCAAUCCCAGAAUAUUUCAGAUGCCAUCCAUGCUUUUCUGUUCCACCUCCAACGGACUGGCACAGUUCAGGUUUCUUCCUCUAAGCGCUGUGGGUUUUGGGCUCUGUACACCAUUAGAGGUUUGCACUUAAAGUCACCCUUGGUGUUGGUGCACAAUAGCAAGGUUGCAUGGUCUCUGAAUGCUUUAAAGCCAGGGGCUUGCAUGGCCAUUUGCAUUACAUAGGUUUGUUUGCCAACAUUCUUAUAAAACAAGACAGUCUCAUCAGCAUUGAAAACCUGCUCUUCAACAUAACCCUUUUUAUGUAUAACACUUAGCAGGCAUUUUAAAAAUUCUUCCGCAGCCCCCUUAUCUGCAGAAUCUGCCUUGCCUGCAAGUUUAAAAUUUGAUUUCAUGCUGUACUGCCUUUUAAAAUGUGCUAGCCAGCCUGGACCAGCUGAGAAGGGUUUAACAUUUUCCUGACCUUGGGUAACUUGGCUGUAAAUUUCUUCAGCUUUCAGCCUCAUAAUACUGUCCACUACACUUUUUUUUAAAUUAUUGAUUGUCAUCUCAUGAAUGACAUCUCAUCCACAAAUUUAGCUGCUUUUCCAUCUUUUCCAUAGCUUCAUCACGCACUAUAGAUACCACUUUAUCACCUUCUGGGGCAGCCUCACAUACGGAUCAGCGGAUCCCCACUUCCUCUUUGUGGAUGUACCAUACUGUUGAUUCAUUAACAUUGAACUCACCGCCAACAGCACUGUAACUCAUGACGGAAUGAAGCUUAUCUAACACAUGACACAUCACAGCCUUCUUGUAAUUAGGGACAUUAGCCAGCAUUUCAGCACUACGCUUGGGGGCCAUUUGAAACAGAGAAAUCACCAUGGGAAAAGCACAGAAGUCUGAAAAAUGUGACACUAAGUAGACUGAGGACGUAUGUUUACACAGUAAGAACUAAAACAGGCCGGGCACGGUGGCUCACGCCUAUAAUCCCAGCACUUUGGGAGACUGAGGCGGGUGGAUCACAAGGUCAAGAGAUCGAGACCAUCCUGGUCAACAAGGUGAAACCCUGUCUCUACUAAAAAUACAAAAAUUAGCUGGGCAUGGUGGUGCGUGCCUGUAGUCCCAGCUACUUGGGAGGCUGAGGCAGGAGAAUUGCCUGAACCCAGAAGGUGGAGGUUGCAGUGAGCCGAGAUUGUGCCAUUGCACUCUAGUCUGGGUAACAACAGUGAAACUCUGUCUCAAAAAAAAAACAAGAACUUAAGAAGGCAGAGCAUGGCCUUGUUCAAGCUCAGCUGGGAAUAUACACAAGGUGAUCCAAAGUUUUCACAGUUCUGCAUGUGUCCAUAUAUGACUGAAAGUGUUUCAAGAAUUGAUUUUUGGUUACACACACUUCUUAGCAAGUAGCUGAGUUCGUAGCCUCUUUGAAUGAUGACUGACUACAUUUGUAGAGGUCCUUGUCAAAUAAGUUUGUUUUAAGCAUAGAUUAUAUGAGGAUAUAACUUUUUGGGUGAAAUUGAAUAGAAAUGAGUUAAAGGAGAAAGAUUUAAUGUCUGACUUGUUAGGAAACUUUUUAGGUGGAGAAAUGGGCAUUAUGUUCCUAUUGUAUUUAGAUUCUACUGGAUAUGAUUUUUAUAAAGGAUGCAACAGUUUAAUUUAAAAAUGUCAUCAGAAUGGCAGAAAUUACAUCCCUUGCAACUAUUUAAAACUAAGAAGAAAAAAUUUAGGUAUUGCCUAGAUAUGUGAUACAUAACUUGAAAAUUAUUUUGAAGCGAAGAGAAAAAUGGAUUAGGAGGUAGCUUUGCUUUUGCCAUUCCACUGAAAAAAUGUUCAAUUUUGAUGGAAACAUGUCAGAACUUGGUUGUAGGAAUUUUUCAAUUGUAGAAAGAAAAAAGCCUCAUUUCAUCCCUUUUGGCAUUUCUGAACACUUGGUUUUGAUGUAUAAUUUUAAAACACCUGAGCACCAUGAAAUGAAACCACAGUAUUCCUGAGAGUAGCCUGGUGAAAUGUGAUUUUUCUUCUCCAGUACAGAAGGACAAAAAUGUGUUUAAUGUCCUCAAAUGCUAGACUUCUAGAUGAUGCACUGGUUUAAAUGUCAACACUUAAUGUCUUCACAUAUAGCUUGGAACAGAAAUUUUCUUACAGUAAAAUAAUCCGAGAGUUAAAAAACAACUUUUUGUAUACCUCAGGCUUCUUACAAUUUUCUAGUAAUUGGUACCGUUCCUGGUUUCCUUAGUUUCUUGCUGUGGGUAAGGUCCAAACACCUUACACGUGUUGCUGAUGGCUCUCCAAAUUCUACCUUGGACUAAAGCACCAGGCAGUCUGCAGGCACCUUCCUGCGCUCCUCAACUGUGGUGGAGGCUCCAUAGGAUACAAUUUCUUCUCUGCUGACUUACUGGAUUUCAUGUUAGCUGUCUACUUCGGUUAAUCAUUCCUGAAGUACGGGGCUUAUAUUUGGAAAAAGAAACCACUGCACCUUAAUCCCAACAAGCAUAAUUUAUGUUGCUUAUUUUAAGUCAUCGCAUUAGAAUAAUAACUGCUCUCUCCAUGAGCCUUGGCUUGAAGGAAGGGAAGAAAUCCCAGGUUCUCUUCCAACAAUCAGGGGUUACUCAAGCCGCCCGAGUUCUCCGGGGCCCCUCUGGGCCGGGCUGCGUUGACUCGCGAAAGGCCGAGGAUGAGGCGCCGAGAGGCGGCGGCAUGUGCACGCGGAGCGGAGCGGGUGCGCUGUGUCUGCGGGGCGAGGCCAAGAACCUGACGCAGGGAGGCGGCCUCUUGUGGGGUCAGGCCUAGUAGGCUGCGUCCGCGGGGCUGGGGCCGGGGCUGAGGCCGAAGACUGGGCAGGAGGGGGCGGCAAUGGCCGCGCGUGGGGCCGACCGUCGGGCUGCGCCCACCUAAGUCGCGGGAUAACCGGCAUAGGCUCCGUCCGCUGCGGGGAAGACCUGGCUUUAGCCGGAAGACGUCCUGCGCUGGCCGGCGGGGGCGCGGUCUGAAGACGUCACUUCCGGCACCGAGGCUGACUUCCUGGUGCGGAAAGGGGCAGAGAUUGGUGCAGCACAGGAGGAGGAAAAAAGGGUCUAUCCGGAGCCCCGGAGCGAGAGCGAGUGCCUGAGCAACAUCCGCGAGUUCCUGCGCGGCUGCGGGGCCUCCCUGCGCCUGGAGACGUUUGAUGCAAAUGAUUUGUAUCAGGGGCAGAAUUUUAACAAGGUCCUCAGUUCCUUAGUGACUCUAAAUAAAGUAACAGCAGACAUCGGUCUGGGGAGUGACUCCGUGUGCGCCCGGCCCUCAUCUCACCGCAUAAAGUCUUUCGACUCCCUGGGAUCGCAGUCUUUGCACACUCGGACUUCAAAGCUGUUCCAGGGCCAGUAUCGGAGUUUGGACAUGACCGAUAAUAGCAACAAUCAACUGGUAGUAAGAGCAAAGUUUAACUUCCAGCAGAACAAUGAGGACGAGCUUUCCUUCUCAAAAGGAGAUGUCAUCCAUGUUACCCGCGUGGAAGAGGGAGGCUGGUGGGAGGGCACACUCAAUGGCCGGACCGGCUGGUUCCCCAGCAACUACGUGCGUGAGGUCAAGGCCAGCGAGAAGCCUGUGUCUCCCAAAUCAGGAACAUUGAAGAGCCCUCCCAAAGGAUUUGAUACAGCUGCCAUAAACAAAAGCUAUUACAAUGUGGUGCUACAGAAUAUUUUAGAAACAGAAAAUGAAUAUUCUAAAGAACUUCAGACUGUGCUUUCAACCUACCUACGGCCAUUGCAGACCAGUGAGAAGUUAAGUUCAGCAAACAUUUCAUACUUAAUGGGAAAUCUAGAAGAAAUAUGUUCUUUCCAGCAAAUGCUCGUACAGUCUUUAGAAGAAUGCACCAAGUUGCCUGAAGCUCAGCAGAGAGUCGGAGGCUGCUUUUUAAACCUGAUGCCACAGAUGAAAACCCUGUACCUCACGUAUUGUGCCAAUCACCCUUCUGCAGUGAACGUCCUCACGGAACACAGUGAGGAGUUGGGGGAGUUCAUGGAGACCAAAGGUGCCAGCAGCCCUGGGAUUCUUGUGCUGACCACAGGACUGAGCAAACCCUUCAUGCGCCUGGAUAAAUACCCUACACUGCUCAAAGAGCUGGAGAGACACAUGGAGGAUUAUCAUACAGAUAGACAAGAUAUUCAAAAAUCUAUGACUGCCUUCAAAAACCUUUCAGCCCAGUGUCAAGAAGUCAGGAAAAGGAAAGAGCUUGAGCUGCAGAUUCUGACGGAAGCCAUCCGGAACUGGGAGGGCGAUGACAUUAAAACUCUGGGCAACGUCACGUACAUGUCCCAGGUCCUGAUUCAGUGUGCGGGAAGCGAGGAAAAGAAUGAAAGAUAUCUUCUACUCUUCCCACAUGUUUUGCUAAUGUUGUCUGCCAGUCCUAGGAUGAGUGGCUUUAUCUAUCAGGGAAAGCUUCCAACGACAGGAAUGACAAUCACAAAGCUUGAGGACAGUGAAAAUCAUAGAAACGCAUUUGAAAUAUCAGGGAGCAUGAUUGAGCGGAUAUUAGUGUCCUGCAACAACCAGCAGGAUCUGCAGGAAUGGGUGGACCACCUACAGAAGCAAACAAAAGUCACGUCCGUGGGAAACCCCACCAUCAAGCCACAUUCGGUGCCAUCUCACACCCUCCCCUCCCACCCGGUCACUCCGUCCAGCAAGCAUGCAGACAGCAAGCCCGCGCCGCUGACGCCUGCCUACCACACGCUCCCCCACCCCUCCCACCAUGGCACCCCGCACACCACCAUCAACUGGGGACCCCUGGAGCCUCCGAAAACACCCAAGCCUUGGAGCCUGAGCUGCCUGCGGCCUGCGCCUCCCCUCCGGCCCUCAGCUGCUCUCUGCUACAAGGAGGAUCUUAGUAAGAGUCCCAAGACCAUGAAGAAGCUGCUGCCCAAGCGCAAACCUGAACGGAAGCCCUCGGAUGAAGAGUUUGCGUCGCGGAAAAGCACAGCUGCUUUGGAAGAAGAUGCUCAGAUUCUGAAAGUCAUCGAGGCUUACUGCACCAGCGCCAAAACAAGGCAAACACUCAAUUCAACAUGGCAAGGCACUGACCUGAUGCAUAAUCACGUCUUGGCUGAUGAUGACCAACCAAGCCUAGACUCCUUGGGUCGCCGCAGUAGCCUUUCCCGUUUGGAGCCUUCAGACCUCUCGGAAGACUCUGACUAUGACAGUAUAUGGACAGCCCAUAGUUACAGAAUGGGUUCUACAUCUCGUAAGAGCUGUUGCUCAUAUAUCUCUCACCAGAACUAAUGCACUUCUGAGCUUUCUUAACAAAUGCUUGUUGUAUCGCAGCCUGCUUUUCUUAGAUGUUUUCUUGCUGUUCCUUGUCUCUUUUAUGUGAUAUUUUAACAACUUUUGAGAGUGUUCCUGAUAUUUCCCAUUGUACUUUGUGGAGGCUUAACUGCCGAUGAGAGUAUACAUUUGAAUGACUAUUGGAGGGAGGUGGUGUGUUUAUGUGAGCCUACACCCGAGGGUGCUCUUCGUAAUGGGUAGUUGUUGUUUUACAGCUCCAAAUGUUUUUUUUUUUUUUUAAUUCUCGGUGUAGCAACUGUUUGAUUUCUUUCUGCAUAUAGCUGUAUGAACACUUUUUUAUUUUGUACUGAAAUCACACGGGUUUGUGAUCUAAGUGCCAGAACCAUGGAGGAGACUCUGGCCUUAUCUGUAGGGACCUACAUUUUUUAAGUAUGAUGAACACUGAUCAAAUGGUUGUGGAGAGAUGAGAAGAAUACAUGCAGCAAAGGUGCUGUGAGCCCAGUUCCAAGGGCUGUGUUCUGGUAAUCAUGCAGAGCGGCGUGUGGGCUCUGGGCCUUAGCAGGUGCACAGACGGGCGGGCGUCACGUGUGUUCAGAGCUUGUCUCCACCUCACGGCUCUGUGCUCUUCCGUGUGCUGCGUUGUGGCCGUGAAGUGGGAGCUGUCUUUUCCAAAGGCAGAACUUACUGUCAUGGCCCAGAUGUUCACUCUCAGCUUCACCCCAAACUUGCCUGGAUUGAAAUGAUUUGUUAUAUGGCACUUAGCAAGCCUGUACCACUCUACAGUAAAACCUCUAUACUAAAACUUUAAAGUCCGAAAUCUGGAGCAUUCAGCCUCUGCAAGUGUAGACUACUAGCCUGUAUCUGGAGAGGCAUUUGGAAUACUUAAAAAGUCAAGUGCUGUGGCUUCAGUCCCCCCCCCGCCCCCGGCUCCCCCCCACCCCCGACAUCCAUACUUACGUUGUCUGGAAGAGCCAUGGACACAUCAUUGUUUUCAGCGAGCAGCUGCAGUGAAACUCCGUUUACAGCAACCCCAUGAUGUAAAAUGGCAACGCCUCAUCAUAAUGGGAUAUUGAAGUUUGUUGGAGAUUUACUAGGUUGCCAUGUUGCUCACUUAAAAAAAAGUCUCCCCCAUUUUCCUGGGAUUUGUUGUAAGGAGUUUUCACUGGCCUCACUCAGACCAGUUUCUGCUUCAGAAGGAACUGAAUGUGACCUGUUGCAUUCAGUUGCAGUGUCAAAUCCACAGCUAGUCAUUGCUUGAGGGGCCAACUGUGUUCUUUUCCAUGCACGCUCUAUUUGGUGUUACAAUGGAACCUUACAGCUGUGUCUGAAGUAGUCAUUGAAAUCAGCUUCAGAAAACAAGGUGCCAUCAUAAAUUGAGAAUAACAUUUUUUCCUUCUUUAGGGUGGCUGUAAUUCCAGGUGGCCGUGAUUUCUUUCUUCUCCACCGCCCACUCCUUCGCCAAACCCACGUAUUCAGUGUUCUGAUCUUGUGUGUGCAGCGUGAACUCUGAUGCAAUAUCAGUCUUGUCCUGGGAGCCAGGUCCUGCCGCUCACAAGCCCAGAGCUGCCGGGGAGCUCCUGGCAGUAGCACCUUGUUUAGAAAGUUGGGUGGCUUCAUUCAGAAUGGACAAAGCUGAUGGCACAGGAGGCAUCAGGGCAGCUGUUAAUUCCAAAUAUUGGCCUGUUCCAAAGUAGCUACUGAACUGCUCAUGCCACAGAAGAUUUUGUAUUUUUAUGCCAAUUAAUAAAAAUAAGGAAGUUGAGGAGCAGUCUUGUAGAAUUAAUCAAAUCCCAGUGUUAACUCUCCAGCAGAGAUGGGGUUUAUAUACGUUCAGCCAGUUAGUAAAAGGAAUUUUUGGAGAAAUAAGAUAACCACAAAGUUUCUGUACUUACUGUGAGUGGAUUUAGAAGUGAUUUUGGUUUGUGUCACAUACAGUGGUCCUCCGUGUCAGGGAGCGCCUUUCUGUUUGCCUCGAGAUGACUUAGCGCAUUGGCUUAGCUGCCUUGGCUUCUCUCAGAGGUUGCCCAUGUCGUGGCUGUGUAGACCAUGACACUCACAGUUGCUGCACUUGGGUUUUCCUUUAAUACCAAGUAUCAUUUGGUUAUCUUACCAGGACAUUGUCACUGAUACUCUGUACACCAGAGCUUUGGCGGUUUCCCAUCAUUCCGUUUUGUACCAGUUCAAGGCAUUUUGACCAUGUUUUUUGUUGAUGCCAAGAUCACACUGCAUAAUAAUAACCUGACCUCUUCUUUGUUUGCAUUUGUUUUGAAUGUCUAACACCAUUAGCUUUUGUGACCUGGAUAAGAAAUAUUAGUACCACAGGCCCGAAAAGACAGUUCUCUUGUGGCAGUGGUGAUAUGGCAUCCAGAGGGCCAGUGUUUCUACUUUUGUGGGACUUCAGUCAUGCGGAUAAUGGUAUCUUCUGUUCAUGCAAUUCUCUAAUAUCUAUGUGUACAGUUAGUAUUCUAAUGAAAGGAUGAAGAGUCUGAACUAGAAGGUAGGUUUAAGCCAUCACCAGGCCUUUGCAAAUGGCCUCAAGGGUGUUCCCUUUGAAGUAACACUUGCCACAAGUAUAUAAUAAGCUAUAUUAAUUGUGUUUUGCAUAAAAUUGCCAAAACACAGUAAUGUGUAUAUAGUGGUAUAAGAUCUUGAAAAAAAUCUAUUUAACUGUGUUCUUUAUCUGUGAAUGGGAAAAGCCAUUUUUAGUAGGUGACUACCAUUUGAAAAACUCAAUUGGAUGUAUAUCUGAAUGUUGCAUUGUAUUGUACAGUAUGCAUAUUAUUGUUUGUGGUUGCAUAUGGCAAUGAAGUGUUUGUUUUAUAAAAAAAUCUGUUAUGUACAGUAAAAAUAAAUUUUGCAUUUGCUA
Messenger RNA from Callithrix jacchus (white-tufted-ear marmoset), 10039 nucleotides. The record is from RefSeq and is a predicted model, not a curated record. NCBI's taxonomy places the organism in Eukaryota, Metazoa, Chordata, Mammalia, Primates, Cebidae.